Spodoptera frugiperda (fall armyworm) is the source of this 953-nucleotide messenger RNA. RefSeq names its product collagenase. Gene Ontology annotation, biological process: proteolysis. The transcript has 5 exons. The record is from RefSeq and is a predicted model, not a curated record. Lineage: Eukaryota; Metazoa; Arthropoda; Insecta; Lepidoptera; Noctuidae. Bases 27 to 911 code for a protein of 294 amino acids. Gene Ontology annotation, molecular function: serine-type endopeptidase activity.
ACACAUUAGUCUUUUUAAUCAGCAAAAUGAAACUGGCUGUGGCGUUAUUGGCUCUGGUAGCGGUCUCGGCUGCUAAGAACAUCGACUUUGAAGAUGUGAUCGAUUUAGAAUCCAACCCAGUAUUUGGUUAUCAUGAAAAAAUCGGUGCUCCAUUGGCCGAAAAGAUCCGUAUAGCUGAGGAAGAAGCUGCACUUAACCCAUCCAGGAUUGUGGGUGGUGCUCCAGCUCAGCUCGGUCAAUUUCCCUACCAGGCUGGUCUCAUAAUCAUCUUGCCAUUCUGGAGUAGUGCUUGCGGUGGUUCCUUGCUGAACACAAGGAAAGUGAUUACUGCUGCUCACUGCUGGUUCGACGGUCAAUCUCAGGCCAUAAGUUUCACUGUGGUCCUUGGUUCAAUCAAUCUCUACAGCGGUGGUACAAGAGUGUCUUCUUCCAAUGUUGUCAUGCAUCCCAACUGGACUCCAAGUCUAGUCCGAAAUGACGUUGCUAUGAUCACCUUGCCUAAUGCUGUGUCUACCUCAAACAACCUUUCUCCUAUCGCUCUGCCAUCUGGCAAUGAGCUCAACAACAACUUCGCUGGCUUUACUGGUACAGCAUCCGGUUUCGGUUACACCAGAGACGGUGGAAGUGUGAGCCCGACCCUGAACCACGUCGACUUACCUGUGAUCACGAACGCUGUCUGCAGUAACAGUUUGUUCUGGUACGUCCAGGAUUCUAACGUUUGCACCAGCGGCGCUGGCGGAAGAAGCGUGUGCCAUGGUGACUCUGGUGGUCCUCUUGUCGUCACCAGCAACAACAGGCGUAUCUUGAUCGGUGUGACCUCUUUCGGACACUGGGACGGUUGCCAGAGCGGUAACCCUGCUGCCUUCGCUCGAGUCACCUCUUUCAUCAGCUGGAUUAACCAAAACCUUUAAAUAAAUAACAAUAGAAUAAAAUUUGAUAACAAAUUGUUUAAA